ACACUUCCGGUCAACCAUUUUCAAAAUGGCGUCGAUUUUCAUCUUUCAAAUUUCUGGAUAAAGAAUCAGUUCUUCUUUCGAUCAUCGAACUAGUUUGGAGAAAUCGAAUAUUGAACAAUUUAAAAUUGAUAUUGAAUCUUCUAUUUUCUGCUGUUUUAUUUGGAUAAUUCACGAGAUUUCUCUUCUUGAUAACAUCGCUAGUUAACCAAACUUGAACGGACACGCCUCGCCGAAAAAUCGGCGAAUUUUAUAACGUUACACGAUUGGAAUAUUUUACUGGAAUUUAUUUCAUAGUCUAGUGUUUAAUUUUGAAUUUGCUUGUCAAAAUUAGAAGAGGUCUGAGCAAUAUCAACUUUAGCAAAUUCCCUCUUUUUGAUUUCCUCCAAGAUAUGUAGGAGAACAUUUUUACAUAAAAAUCAGAUAUAGAGAUUAGGAAACUUUUUUUUUUAAAAAAUGUCAUCAGCAAGUGGAGGAGAAGGAUCAGAGUCUUCCCAUAGUUGGAACGAAUGGCAGCAACAAUUACAAGCUUAUGUGGCCUGGGUUAAUUCUCAAUUAAAAAAAAGAGCUGGCACAAAACUUGUUAAAGAUCUCAGCUUGGAUAUGAUUGACGGAACUGCUUUUGCUCAUUUAAUCAGUAUAGUUGGAGGAGAGGAAGUUGCCGGUAUACAUUCAUAUCCAACAACUAUUAUUGAAAUGAAGGAGAAUAACGAUCGUAUUAUACAUUUUAUGCGUUCGAAAAGAAUUCGAAUGCAUCAAACAACUUCUAAAGAUAUUGUUGAAGGUAAUUUUAAAGUCAUUAUGAGGCUUAUUUUGGCUUUGGCAGCUCAUUAUAAACCUACAAGUGUCAAGCAUACGCCAACAAAACGACGAAAUAUGGUUGAAAUGGCACAGGGAGCGGUUACGGCGUUGGCUCACGCCAAACAGAGAGCGUCAUUUACCAGCGUGAAACCUUGUAAACCCCGAUUACCUGAAGGAAAAUUUUCUGGUGCUAGAUUAUUGGGCAGUGGCAGUGACCUUUCUGAUCAGGCGAAAAGGUCAGAUCGAGAGGACGAUAGGGCAAGUUCCGAGGAUAGUCAUUAUGCCAGUACUUUUGCGAGUCCACUUUCUAGUUCGACGGGAUCUCCGCUAGGAUAUCGAAGAGGAAGUUUCCCGAAGAGCAAAAGCGAACAAGUACUAUCAGGCGGUGGAACUGAAAGCGCUAUCGUUGCCGAUGCUCCAACAUCUAGCGGAAGUGUUAUAUCAUUAGAACCAGCCUGGCAGUCCCUUUUAGAAGAUCAUGAACAUAUUGGAGAAGAUUUAGCCUCUACUCGACAAGUUUUAUUAUCUCUUCAAAACCUAUUAUUAACCGGCCAUUACGAAAAACUCCACAAGUCCGAUCCAGAUGGUCUAUCGAGCGGUGACGAAAGUGACAAUUGCCUACCAGCCGAAGGUUCGAAUGCGGAGGAGCGUUUAGAUGUGAUGAAAAGUCGAUUGCAAUUAUCGGAAGAGAAUAGUAGAGAUCUAAGAGCUGAAGUUUUAAAAAUGAGAGCAGAGAUAUUCGAGUUACAAGGUCAGAAGAGAGGUUUACAAGCAAGAUUAGAGCAUCAUGAAGAUGCAAUGUUAAAAAUGAAAGCUGAAUUAUUAAGAGUAGGAUUCGCAUCUCAAGGUUUACAGAAUGAAAAGCAAGAGUUGGAAGAUAAAGUAACUGAUAAACAAAGGGAAAUCGAUGAUCUAAGGAAAGAGUUAAUUAACAGAGAUAGAAAUUUGGAUGAACUCUUAGCUAGCGUACAGCUGGAACAACACGAGAAAGCCGCUACAACACGAAGCUUACGUAGUCAAAUACAAGAGUUGCACGAACGUUUGAGGAGAGUGUCUGAAAAAGAAGCUUCUUUAACAAAUCACGUUGGCCAACAAGAUAAACAAAUGACAAAGUUAGAGGCAAGAAUACUGCAAUCUGUAGGCCAUCAGCGUUCUGGUCCCUCAUCCAUUCUCUCUAAUCAUAGUGCUGAAUCCGAUGAAUUACAAUUAGUACGAAAGUCAUUGCAAUCUCUUAAAACGUCCUUUGCCGGUGACGACCCUUCGCAUAGGACUAUUGAUACACUGGAACAAAGUAUUACAUCUCUAAUGGAACGACUUGAUUUAAAUAAUGAAAGAUUUAGAAAUUCCCACAGUUUAAGAAUUGAGGAUCAACCUCCUCUUAGACGAAAUUAUACUUCAUCACCAAGCUCUUCUUAUCCAUCUGUAGACGAUGAAAUGCCAUGUACAAAAGUCUUAUAUUUUACCGAUCGAACUGUAACUCCAUAUAUGUGCACCAUUCCAAAACGCUUAGGAGACAUCACCUUGGGCGAUUUAAGACAAGCUUUGGAUAAGCAUGGCCGUUGUAGAUUUCAUUUUAAAGCCUUAGACCCUGAAUUUGGUACUGUUAAAGAGGAACUAUGCAACGACGAAGAUAUUGUACCCGGUUGGGAGGGAAGAAUUGUCGCUUGGCUCGAGGAAGACGGCCUAUAACAAUUCAAAUUGAUGAGAAAGAAAAUAUUCAUAUUUUUUUUUGUGCUUAAAAAGAAAAAUUAUCAACGACUAAAGGAAGAAAAUGAGACGGCGAAGAGAGGAAGAAAAUGAAAAAGAAAAGAAAAAAACAACCGAUUUAAAAUACUUGAAUCAGAAAGAAAACAUAAAGAAAUCUGACGGGGAGAUAAAAGAAGGAAAAAAGUCUCUGUUUUGAUAAUCUUAUCUGAAUCUGUUCAGUAUUGAAUUCUUUGAGUUUUAUAGAUGUCUUCUUCCUCUUUGCUUUUUUUUUUCUUAAUUUUUCUACUAAUUUUUUCUCUUUAAAAUAAUUCGACUCCAUCCCUCCUCUCCCCUUUCGAACUAUGUUUAACAACGUUUGAAUGUGGUUAAGAAUGUACUAGUCAGUUGGAUUAUUAACUCAGUGUAUUUUUUUGUCUCAAUAUAUUGCAUGUAAUACAUUUAGAGUUAAACAUUUUCUUUAUUUCAAAAGAAAUAUAUCUCCUGUUUAUACAAGUCAUUUCCUUUUAUAUCCUUUGUACUAUUAACAAAUUCUUACUAUCUUUUCACUCUCACUCAUUCACUCACUCAUACAUACUUUCUCUCUGUCUCCCCCCUGCUCUCGCCUUCUCUUUCUCUCUCGUUGUAGCCCUUUGUAAAUAAUUAGUUGAAAAUUUGAAUAAAAUUUCAGUUAUAAAUUUAAUCAUUUCUCUUCCUAUCGCCAAUACUCUAUCUAGUCUAUGCUCAUUAAGAUAAGACCGAACAUUUGUCAAUUUGAUCCUGAGGCGAGAUAAAUUUAUUAACUACUUUUAAAGGGAAAUAAUAUGUAUUUUGGCAUCAAUAAUUGCUUUAAUUAGGC
This is a messenger RNA of Dimorphilus gyrociliatus, 3340 nucleotides long. The record is from the annotation of a GenBank genome assembly. Lineage: Eukaryota; Metazoa; Annelida; Polychaeta; Dinophilidae.